Lampris incognitus (smalleye Pacific opah) is the source of this 3999-nucleotide messenger RNA. RefSeq names its product ClpB family mitochondrial disaggregase (gene clpb). Gene Ontology annotation, molecular function: ATP binding; protein binding; ATP hydrolysis activity. Gene Ontology annotation, biological process: cellular response to heat. Lineage: Eukaryota; Metazoa; Chordata; Actinopteri; Lampriformes; Lampridae. Gene Ontology annotation, cellular component: cytoplasm; mitochondrion. Bases 133 to 2169 code for a protein of 678 amino acids. The record is from RefSeq and is a predicted model, not a curated record. The transcript has 16 exons.
UGUCAACCUCAGCUCGGCUCCUUGUACCGCUGCUGGGCCGGGCCACCGCGGACGACUAGCGACCCAGGGCCGUCCUGUGUGUAGACUCGUUGCGAUACGGAAUUACUGUCGAAGACCGGUGAGUUCGUCGCCAUGUUGACGUCAAUUCCGACCAGGCUGUUCAUGCGAAGGUCGCGCAGCCUUUCACCCCGCAGCCGCCUGCCCCAAGCAGGUUCCGGUGACGCGUGUAGCCGCGGCAUCCGUGAGACGCCGGCGGAAGCCAACCGCAGCUCCGUCGUGUCCGCCUCCUGGGUCUCCAGGAGAGGCGUUUUGGUCGACGGAGCUCAAGUCCCCGCCGUCAAUCCCAGUGUGCAGUACCACCACCUCGCGGCUAGGUGGCUCAGCAACCUCGAGAAUCGCCGCAGCUCCUGGGCUGCUUUGGCCAACAGGGGGCGCGAUGGCAAUCAGUACUGGGAGGGCAGCGCUCAGAGAGGUGGAGGAGAGAGCCGGUCCCGAGAUGGAGGACCCGGCUCCCACGGAGCGGCUUGUGCCGGGGUGUUGUCCGCCGCAGCCGUGGCGUUCUGCCUGAAGAAGGACUCGGAUAAUAAGGGUGAUGCACUCCUGGAGGCUGCAAGAACCAAUAAUUCUGAAGAUGUGACCAGGCUGCUACGUGCCGGGGUGGAUCCCAAUCACCGUCACCGACUGGGCUGGACUCCUCUCAUGGUGGCUGCCAUGAACCGACAGCACAGUGUGGUGAAGGUUCUGCUAGAAGCUGGUGCUGACCCAAAUGCAGGGGACCACUUCAACAACGUUUAUGACACAUCACGGGAGAAAGGAACCCACUCACUGGAAGUCCUGGUGUCCAGAGAGGACGAGUUCAGCAGCCGGCUCAGCAGCAGGGCUGGUUUCCGUGGUUGCACCGCACUUCACUACGCCACGCUGGCUGACGACCCGCACGCCGUCCGCAUGCUGCUGGAGGCUGGUGCCAACCCCCUGCAGACCAACGGCUUGGGACACACACCACGGGCCUAUGCCAAAGAGGGAGAGCUGAACACACUACUGCUGGAGUGGGAGGGCAAGUUCCAGGAGGCACAGGCUCGGAGGGAGGCCGAGGAGAGGAGGAGAUUCCCCCUGGAGAGGCGGCUGAAGGAGCACAUCAUUGGACAAGAGGGCUCUAUCAAUACCGUGGCCUCAGCCAUCAGAAGGAAGGAGAACGGUUGGUAUGAUGAAGAGCAUCCCCUCGUCUUCCUCUUUCUCGGCUCCUCGGGAAUCGGAAAGACAGAGUUGGCUAAACAGGUGGCUCGCUACAUGCACAAAGACAUCAAGAAGGGCUUCAUCCGCAUGGACAUGUCUGAGUUCCAGGAGAAACACGAAGUGGCGAAGUUCAUCGGAUCGCCACCAGGAUACGUGGGACACGAGGAGGGAGGUCAUCUGACCAAGCUGCUGAGGGCAUGUCCCAACGCUGUCGUCCUUUUCGACGAGGUGGAUAAGGCCCAUCCCGACGUCCUAACUAUCAUGCUGCAGCUCUUUGAUGAGGGUCGACUGACAGAUGGCAAGGGUAAAACUAUUGAGUGUAAGGAUGCCAUCUUCAUCAUGACGUCCAACGUUGCCAGUGAUGAGAUUGCCCAGCAUGCACUGCAGCUUCGCCAGGAAGCUGAAGAAGUCAGCCGCAGGAAGCUAGCCGACAACCUCAAUGAUGUGCAAAAGAGUGACGACAUCAAAAUUUCCAGACAGUUUAAGGACUCUGUGAUUCGGCCAAUCCUUAAGGCACAUUUCCGGAGGGAUGAGUUUCUGGGUCGGAUCAAUGAGAUCGUCUACUUCCUGCCAUUCUGUCACUCAGAGCUGCUACAGUUGGUCAGCAAAGAGCUCAACUUCUGGGCCAAGAAGGCUAAGCAGCGCCAUGACAUCACUCUUCAAUGGGAUCGUCCGGUUCUCAACCUGCUGGCCGGGGGUUACAACAUGCAUUAUGGAGCACGCUCCAUCAAACACGAGGUUGAGCGGCGGGUGGUCAACCAGUUAGCUGCAGCGUACGAGCAGGAGCUCCUCCCCAAAGGAUGCACUCUGCGGCUGUCUGUCCACUCAGAGGGCCAGGAGGAACGAAGCAUGCCCAGUCUGCGCCUAGAGGUGGUAGGAGAGGACAGCUCAGCCAGAGCUCUGGACAUCCGCCCACCACUCAGCCCUGAGCAUUAGCACACACACACACACACACAUGCAAGCAUGCACACAUGUACACACUGGGACACAGACGUAAAGAGACACAGAGACGAAGUGACUGAGACACGUAGGCAUGUAGAAUUGCAGCCACACAACAGACAUUACACAAUAAUAUGUGCACACACACACCACCUUCGUCCAUAUCAUCAACAUCAUUAUCAUAGACAGUAGCUAGCGGAAGGCGUAGGCGGGCUGAUUCGAUGGAAAUCACCAAUAAAAGUACCUCUUACAAACAUCACUGCCUCCUGCUUUCAGUGUACACAUACAGUAUGUAAAUGUAGAUUUUCCCCAGAAUUGUAAUUUACAUAUACUCAAUCAUCCCAUAGAUACCUUGUGUAGCAAAAAAAAAAAAAUAGAUGGACCUGUUGUGAGUCCAAGACCUGUCACAAUAUAAUGUCUUUUUUUUUCCUUUUUUUUUUUUUUUUGAUACUAGUUGGAGCUAAUCUCAACACAUGCACCCAUAUCAACCUCAGUAGAGGUACGUUUUAAAGGAAGUUGGGAAAUGUGGAUGUGUGUGUGUGUGUGUGCAGGCGUGGUCCUCACACAAACGUCUUAAUUCAGGACUGCCGCGGGGAUUGAACCUAGGGACCUUGACGUCACAAAACCUCAUCACCGUCCAAGUUGAACUUGGAACGCUAAUAGAAAAGCAGAAGUAACAUCAAGGGGGCAAUGCUGUCAGUGUGAGGCGCUGUUAUCCUCACAGGGGAGAAGCAGGGCCAUAGUUUAAGCCUUGCAAAACUGACCCUUUUGCUCUGAUCCCACCGUUGCAUCACACUGGCUUAUUUAUUUAAGAGAGCAGAAAAUACCUGUACAAUAUGGGGGGAAAAAAUGCGUUUCCGUAUUGUUAAAACAGGUCAAAGUCACUGGUUUAGUCUCAGGCUUGUCCACACGAACCACAUCCGGACUGUGACUCUGAGACCAAAGUGUGUAGAAAGAAGUGUAAUGUACAGAACAAGCUGCUGACAGCGAGUGUGCUUGCACAGAAAACGCGUUAUUAGUUUACGUUGCAUGGGGGCGCCUGGCUUCAUUUUGAGGCAGCAGAGCAAUAUUCCAUCCAGGCAGGAGAAAUGGGAAUAAAUAUUCGUGAGACAUAUUCUAAUGGAGACGAUGCUCCGGGGGGACUGUAACUGUAAACCAAGUGGCGGUACCCUUAUCACGCAGACACCAUAAACACCCAAGUGAUGCAAUGCAGAUUGAAAGGGCGGUUCAUCUGCGGCAUCAAUGAAGGUCAUAUGUAUAUUCUUCCAUUUGCAUUAGGAAAGCUUUGCUGGCCGAAUGUUGUUUGCUGUUGUCGUUAAUUAAACUGUCCAGCAUGCGCCGCUUCAGAUUGUCGUUGGUGCUGUGGCCGUCAGAGAUCCGCCGUGAUCCGCAUUGAAAGGGACAUGUGAGGAUCUUGCCCACAGAGCUGCUAGUGGUAGUGGCUAAAUGCUAGUGGUAAAUGCUAGUGUGUGUUGGGGAGGACUAAAUGCUAGUGGUAACUAGCAUUUAGUCAGCGGAGUAAACACAUGAGCAGAAGUGUAUUUAAGCCAGUUUAAGUAAUGAGUAAUAUAAACGCUUUGUGGAGUAUGUGUACUUUUUUUUUUGGACAUUACUACAAAUGUCAUGACCAUGGGAUGUGAUGCUAUACAGUAUGUGUCUUUGCAGGCAAAUACUUUGAAAAAGAAGAAGAAUGUAGGGACCUAAAGUGAAGUGUCGUAAUUGUUUGAUGUGAACAACAUGUUGACAAGGCGCCAGACUCGGUAGGACGACAUUUUUCAUUCUUGUAUUGUGUCGUACCCUGUCAAUAAAGCCACCAUAAUAACCAAA